AUGUCAACUGAAGAACAGAAUGGAGAAGGUCAAAAGACUCUGGAUAGUAGGCAAGGUGAUGAAACACACACGGAUGAAGGGAGAGAAAGCAAAACAACUGCCACAGAAAACGGAAACGAAGGUAAGGCUGUAGAAAAAGAGGGCGAGGAAACCCAAGAGAAACCGAAACAUCCACAAGUGACUUAUUACAAUGAAGAACAGUAUAAGCAAUUUAUUGGCCAGGCAAGGGUUACAGGCGGAAAGUACAGUUUACAGGACUUCCAGAUAUUAAGGACAUUGGGAACUGGCUCCUUCGGCAGGGUUCAUUUGAUAAGAUCAAGACACAAUGGUAGAUACUACGCCAUGAAAGUUUUGAAAAAGGAAAUUGUGGUGAGAUUGAAACAGGUAGAGCACACAAACGAUGAGCGGUUGAUGCUUUCUAUCGUGACGCAUCCGUUCAUUAUCAGAAUGUGGGGGACUUUCCAAGACGCUCAGCAAAUUUUCAUGAUCAUGGAUUAUAUUGAAGGUGGGGAAUUGUUUUCUUUAUUAAGAAAAUCCCAAAGAUUUCCCAACCCGGUUGCUAAAUUUUAUGCCGCAGAAGUUUGUUUAGCUUUGGAGUACUUACACAGCAAAGACAUAAUUUAUAGGGAUUUGAAACCGGAGAAUAUUUUGCUUGAUAAGAACGGACAUAUAAAGAUAACAGAUUUUGGGUUUGCCAAGUACGUUCCAGAUGUCACAUAUACCUUAUGUGGCACCCCCGAUUACAUAGCACCUGAGGUUGUUAGCACCAAGCCAUAUAAUAAAUCUAUCGAUUGGUGGAGUUUCGGCAUAUUGAUUUACGAAAUGCUAGCGGGGUACACUCCCUUUUAUGAUUCAAACACCAUGAAAACCUAUGAGAAAAUUUUGAAUGCCGAAUUAAGAUUUCCACCAUUUUUCAACGAAGAUGUAAAGGAUUUGUUGAGCAGGUUGAUCACAAGAGACUUGAGUCAGAGAUUGGGUAAUUUACAGAAUGGUACAGAAGAUGUCAAGAAUCAUCCUUGGUUCAAAGAAGUCGUCUGGGAAAAGCUUUUAUCUAGAAAUAUAGAAACACCGUAUGAACCACCCAUUCAACAGGGACAAGGUGACACCUCUCAGUUUGAUAAGUACCCUGAGGAAGAUAUCAAUUAUGGUGUUCAGGGUGAGGACCCGUAUGCAGAUCUUUUCCACGACUUCUAA
Messenger RNA from Saccharomyces mikatae IFO 1815, 1194 nucleotides. It is a transcript of the gene TPK1, whose product is annotated as cAMP-dependent protein kinase catalytic subunit TPK1. Bases 1 to 1194 code for a protein of 397 amino acids. The transcript has a single exon. Gene Ontology annotation, molecular function: cAMP-dependent protein kinase activity; ATP binding. The record is from RefSeq and is a predicted model, not a curated record. Gene Ontology annotation, biological process: peptidyl-serine phosphorylation. Lineage: Eukaryota; Fungi; Ascomycota; Saccharomycetes; Saccharomycetales; Saccharomycetaceae. Gene Ontology annotation, cellular component: nucleus; cAMP-dependent protein kinase complex.